Molecule: messenger RNA, 1632 nt
Organism: Hippopotamus amphibius kiboko
Lineage: Eukaryota; Metazoa; Chordata; Mammalia; Artiodactyla; Hippopotamidae
Product: eIF5-mimic protein 2-like
Exons: 1
Coding region: 127-1323 (398 amino acids)
Cellular component (GO): membrane; cytoplasm
Molecular function (GO): protein binding
Source: RefSeq, a predicted model, not a curated record
AGUUGCCGCCACCUCCGGGGUUUCAGGCUCUUUUCUCUUUGCCCUAAAUUCGGGUGUCUUUUAUGAAUAAUCAAAAGCAGCAAAAGCCAACGCUAUCAGGCCAGUGUUUUAAAACCAGAAAAAGAGAUGAAAAAAGAGAGGUUUGACCCUACUCAGUUUCAAGACUGCAUUAUUCAAGGCUUAACUGAAACUGGUACUGAUUUGGAAGCAGUAGCAAAGUUUCUUGAUGCUUCUGGAGCAAAACUUGAUUACCGCCGAUAUGCAGAAACACUCUUUGACAUCCUGGUGGCUGGUGGAAUGCUGGCCCCAGGUGGUACACUGGCAGAUGACAUGAUGCGUACAGAUGUCUGUGUGUUUGCAGCACAAGAAGACCUAGAGACCAUGCAAGCAUUUGCUCAGGUUUUUAACAAGUUAAUCAGGCGCUACAAAUACCUGGAGAAAGGUUUUGAAGAUGAAGUUAAAAAGUUGCUGCUGUUCUUAAAGGGUUUUUCGGAGUCGGAAAGGAACAAGCUGGCUAUGUUGACUGGUGUUCUUCUGGCUAAUGGGACACUUAAUGCAUCCAUUCUUAAUAGCCUUUAUAAUGAGAAUUUGGUUAAAGAAGGGGUUUCAGCAGCUUUUGCUGUAAAGCUCUUUAAAUCAUGUAUAAAUGAAAAAGAUAUCAAUGCGGUAGCUGCAAGUCUUCGGAAAGUGAGCAUGGAUAACAGACUGAUGGAACUUUUUCCUGCCAAUAAACAAAGCGUUGAACACUUCACAAAGUAUUUUACUGAGGCAGGCUUGAAAGAACUUUCAGAAUAUGUUCGGAAUCAGCAAACCAUAGGAGCUCGUAAGGAACUCCAGGAAGAACUUCAAGAACAGAUGUCCCGUGGUGAUCCAUUUAAGGAUAUAAUUUUGUAUGUCAAGGAGGAGAUGAAAAAAAACAACAUCCCAGAACCCGUUGUUAUCGGAAUAGUGUGGUCCAGUGUAAUGAGUACCGUGGAAUGGAACAAAAAAGAGGAGCUUGUAGCGGAGCAAGCCAUCAAGCACUUGAAGCAAUACAGCCCUCUACUUGCUGCCUUUACAACUCAAGGUCAGUCUGAGCUGACUCUGUUACUGAAGAUUCAGGAGUAUUGCUAUGACAACAUUCAUUUCAUGAAAGCCUUCCAGAAAAUAGUGGUGCUUUUUUAUAAAGCUGAAGUUCUGAGUGAAGAACCCAUUCUGAAGUGGUAUAAACAUGCACAUGUUGCCAAGGGGAAAAGUGUCUUCCUUGAACAAAUGAAAAAGUUUGUAGAGUGGCUCAAAAAUGCUGAAGAAGAAUCUGAGUCUGAAGCUGAAGAAGGUGACUGAAUUUUGAAACUACACCCUCAGUAAAGCAAACAGGAGUUGUAGAUAAAGUGUCAUGUCUCAUGUGUCCUGGUUCUUACAUCUUCCUACCUCCCUAUAUCAAGCAUGAUAUAAGGGCUUUCAUGGCAGAUUUUAUUUUAACUGUUAUGGUUACUGGAAAUGUUGGAUUUAGUUUCUAAAACCAUGUUUUAAGUAGCUACAGGAGCUAUAGAUUUGAAUCUAAUGUUGCAUUAGUCUUUUCAGUUAUCUUCUACCUCCUGUAUUUUCUAUGUAAUAAUGUAAUUUAAGGCCUUCCACAAUGAACAGUUCACU